This is a messenger RNA of Rana temporaria (common frog), 1320 nucleotides long. It is a transcript of the gene MSGN1, whose product is annotated as mesogenin 1. The coding region runs from base 260 to 811 and encodes 183 amino acids. The record is from RefSeq and is a predicted model, not a curated record. The transcript has a single exon. Gene Ontology annotation, molecular function: DNA-binding transcription factor activity, RNA polymerase II-specific; protein dimerization activity; RNA polymerase II cis-regulatory region sequence-specific DNA binding. Lineage: Eukaryota; Metazoa; Chordata; Amphibia; Anura; Ranidae. Gene Ontology annotation, biological process: regulation of transcription by RNA polymerase II; mesoderm formation. Gene Ontology annotation, cellular component: nucleus.
CCCCCCAGCCUUGUUUAUUGAAAGACAAUUUAGCUGAGAGCUGAUAAUUCCCAAUGAGGCUAAAGUCACACUUCAGGAGUUCAUUUUCCAUGUUAGCACUUUGCUGUUUUCUUUGAACUGCUCCAUUGAGACGCCCCCAUCUGAUGUGACAGCUGUGUAUAUAAAGGGUCUCCCCCCCCCCCUCUCUGGGGAACUUAUACACACUGGAGUUGGCUGUCACAGGUAGACUGAGGACCACCGAUACCAGCUCUGCAACUUCAUGGAGACUCUUCACCAGCCCAUUAUUAAAAUGGAAGCGGACUACACGCUGGUCUCAGACUCUGAUCCUGAAUCUGCUUAUUUAACCACCUCUUGGGACUGGAAAAAUAAUUCGGAAAACUACAGCCUGAGUGCAACGCCUUCCCCCCAGAGCUUGUCUCCUUCUGCCUCCUAUGAGUCUCAACUCUCUGGCUGCUCCAGGCCACCUAGCUUGGAGGACCUACCUUAUGGAGAUGACAUGAUGGCAUACAGGCUGUUGCAGUACCCUGAUGGUGAAUACCCACAUGACAUGGAAAAUGGCAAAGGAGGUCAUGGCAGACGUGGCCAGCACGGUCUAAAAGCUGCAAUGAGUACCCAGCGCAGAAGAAAGGCCAGCGAGAGGGAGAAGAUGAGGAUGAGAGCCAUAGCUCAAGCUCUUCAUGCCCUACGCAGGAAUUUGCCACCUGUCUACAGCCAGGGUAGACAACCGCUUACGAAGAUCCAGACGCUAAAAUGUACCAUCUCUUACAUUGAGCAGCUGACCAACCUCCUUAACGGCACCAAGGGUAAAUAGACUUAUUAACUUGAGCAGAACUUGGAUCAAUUGAGGCCCUCAACAAUACCAAGUCAUACUGAUAAUGGGCAAGCUUGCUGGUGGGUGAUCAUUCUAGCAAACCAAUAAAUGACCACUUUAAUGCCACCUGCUGGACUGCUGGACCCCCAUCUGAUGUCUUAAUGGAUCUUCAUGCUCAUGGCCAUUGUUGGUCUAUUGUUGGUUGAACAAUGCUAUCAUUUUAUCAUUCGCAACUGCUGAAGACAAUGUCUGGACAUUUUUCACCAACCAUAUCCUGGAUCUUCAUGCUCAUGACUAACAAUCAUUGACCAAUUUGAUGUUCUAAUAUUGGUUGGACAAUGCCAUCUUUCGCCAAUGCAAAUUACAAUGUCUGGACAUUUUCCAUAUCCUGGAUCUUCAUGCUCAUGACAAACAAUCAUUGACCAAUUUGAUGUUCUAAUAUUGGUUGGACAAUGCCAUCUUACGCCAUUGCAAAUGACAAUGUUUGGACAUUUUCCAUAUCCUGCAUA